UGAUAACCAAGAUCAAAAGCAGCGCAUCAAGUAAAGGAUCAGAAUCAAUCGUGAUGUAGAUGCGUAACACCUUAUAAAACACUCUCAUCCAAAAUGUCCUCCUCCUCCACCACAACACUCAACUCCACCACUUCCAGACCCUUCCUCUCCACCUCCGUACUCCGACGUCGUUUACCCUUCGUAGGCGCGUUUUGCAUGCUCACUUUGGGAUUCACCAAUUUCUAUACACCAUUGUCCUCUUCUGCCCUCAAAACGGGGUUCGUUCAAUCUCUUUUACGAUCCAAAUUGGGUAGCAGGUUUUCAACAAAGAGUAGCAGUUUUAUCCGAAUGGAAGGGAAUACUAGUAACACCACUGUUCCAAGCAUAGUUGUGUAUGUCACUGUUCCAAACAAAGAAGCGGGUAAGAAAUUGUCCGAGAGCAUUGUCCAAGAGAAACUUGCAGCUUGUGUCAAUAGGGUACCGGGUAUAGAAUCAGUGUAUCUGUGGGAGGGAAAGAUCCAAACUGAUUCUGAGGAACUUCUUAUAAUCAAGACCAGGCAAUCUCUCUUGGAAGCACUGACAGAGCAUGUCAAAGCAAAUCAUGAAUACGACGUACCAGAGGUGAUCUCCUUACCCAUCACUGGGGGCAAUCUCAAAUAUUUAGAAUGGUUAAAAGAGAGCACAAAGGAGUGACUAUCAGUUAUAGCCAGAGGGUUGGGUUCAAGACUCGAGAGUUCUGCUUCCUUUGUGUGAAAUAAACCUGACAUUUCAUUCAUGUAACUAGUCAAUGGUGUAUGAGUAUUGUAUUACUGUACGGAGAAUGAGAAACGAUCUUGCAUUACUGCUGAUGGCUGUUAUGGGCUGAAUAUGAUCAUGUGAAUGGACUUUUCCUCGUGAGAAAACAAAGUUUAAAAUAAAUUUGUUAGUUUUCAUAA
Molecule: messenger RNA, 914 nt
Organism: Vicia villosa (hairy vetch)
Lineage: Eukaryota; Viridiplantae; Streptophyta; Magnoliopsida; Fabales; Fabaceae
Product: protein CutA, chloroplastic
Exons: 6
Coding region: 94-672 (192 amino acids)
Biological process (GO): response to metal ion
Molecular function (GO): copper ion binding
Source: RefSeq, a predicted model, not a curated record